This is a messenger RNA of Gallus gallus (chicken), 5815 nucleotides long. RefSeq lists its product as uncharacterized. Bases 3721 to 5541 code for a protein of 606 amino acids. Lineage: Eukaryota; Metazoa; Chordata; Aves; Galliformes; Phasianidae. The transcript has 8 exons. The record is from RefSeq and is a predicted model, not a curated record.
CGGCUCGGCUCGGCUCGGCUCGGCUCGGCUCGGCUUCCCGGGUCUGCUGGCGCGGCGCUGGGAGGCACUGCGGCCGUCUGUGAGGGAGGGCAGCGGUGAGGCAGCUGGGUUUAUGGCCCAGAUUUCCAGGAGAGAUGGUCAUAGCUGUGUGUGUGUGUGUGUCGACCAAGGGAAGAGCCUUACAUAUGGUUCUUGUAUAUCGGCGUGCAAGCCCGGAAAGUACUAGGAACAACUUACUUAACGUGUAGCUGGAGAUGAAGUGGGUACUCUGAGCCUGGCGGCAGACUGGAUGUAGCCUUUGUCAGAAUAGCAGUAUUUCAGUCUGAAAGCACAGCAUUUCUGUGACCAGCUGCUUGUGUUUCUGCUGCAUUGGCCCACAGCGAUUCAGACAACACAGAGCAACACAGAAGUGUACUGCAGUUCAUCAUUUAAGGUAGAGAAACUUACUCAUUAUGAGAACAGAUGUGCCUUCUUUCUCCUACGUGUGUGCUGCUGCAGCUGAGCACCUCAGUGCCAAGUACAAAUCUGAGCCAAGGUUUGGUGGCUGAAGUGAAGCCAGUAGGAUGUGCUUACGUGCUGCUGAUCCCAGCAGCUUCCUGCAGUGGGUGCAGCUGUAUUUAGACACAGUGUGGAGCUGGGUGCUCUACGUGGAGUUAUUUCUCGGUUCUUUUCAUGAGAAUGUCGCACACAAAGUUUAAAACCUCAACAUCAGUUUGAAAUCCAAAACACUGAAAAAACGGCACUGUAAAACCUGUGAUGUUUAGCUCUUGAGGGCAGCCUUAGAUUGUUUUCUCGAUGCAUAUGAUGCUUGGUUUGAUGCCUAUGUAUCUUUGCUUGGAUGUAAGGGAAAGUCUUUUACAGUGGGGGUGGUGAGGCCUUGGAACAGGUUGCCCAGAGAUGUGGUUGGUGCCUCCGUCUCUUUGUCAUCCGUGAAAUGUUGAGUCAUAGAAUGGCCUGGGUCAAAAAGGACCACAGUGAUGAUCCAGUUCCAACCCCUGCUGUGUGCAGGAUCGCCAACCACCAGACCAGGCUGCCCAGAGCCACAUCCAGCCUGGCCUUGAGUGUCUCCAGCGAUGGGGCAUCCACAACCUCCUUGGGCAACCUGUUUGGUGUGUCACCACCCUCUGGGUGAAAAUUGAUUGAUUGGAGAUUGUGAUUCGGUACCUGGCUGUCAGUGCAGCGUUGCAAACUAAUGUUUAAAUUUAUAGACUGCAUCAAAAAUAGGAGCUGAAUGCAGUGUGUGUGCAGCAGGAGCCUACAGAGGAAGCUGGGCCAGUGAGAAUGCAGAGCAGUCUGGUGACGAUGGCAGCCCUGGACAGCAGCACAGCAAAUGGUAUGUUUUGAAUCUAGUUAACUUCCUAGUGAAAUGCCAGGCAGUAAUCAUCAAGCAGACCUGCUAAUUUCAACAGAGCAGUUAGCAUUUAAUUGAGGUAUGCAAAGAACUGGAACCUGUAGAAACUUCUGUGAGUACUGAGACCCUCUGAAAACUCGUGGCUUCCUCUUCUUUGUGUCAUGCAUCUGAGAUGGUUGUUUUGAGUAAUGGCUUCUCUUUCUGAUGCCUGAUGUAAGUAGCUGUGUUGUAGUUUUGAUCAAGUCUGCCAAAGACCCCGGGCCUCCAACACAGUAAGAAAGGUAGGCAGUUUGAAAUCCUUCUCGACAGUAUAUAGCUAAACAUACAAGGUAAAGUCAGGAUGAAAUUUUGAUUGUAACUGUGUUUUAAAUGAUGCUGGUAGUGCUGCCUGGAAUUAAGCUUGCCUCACGUUUCCCAUGAUAAGACCCUUUUUUCAGUGGCAUCUAACUUUGUCAGGUUUCAGUUGUUUGGGCUGAAACUUUUCAUGCUGAAUGUCUGCUUCAGAUGAAUUGGUUUGGAAAGCUUAAACAAAGAAAUGGUUUCACCAUUUCUGGGAAUGAAAUUAAGAGAAAAAUAUUUUCUUUUGCCAUGCCAACUUAAUUCUGGCGUUUCCCGGUGUAUGGCAACUGUUGAAUCGUGGCCUGAACCUCAGAUUGACCACCUGAGGCGAGCACUGAGUCAGCCGCAGAGGACACAGUUGAACACAGUUUCACCUGAGUGACCGGAAGACCCCAUGUAAGGGCUGACUCUUGGAGCCCUUUGGUGAGCCCACGACCAGGGACAUCUGGAAAUGUUGCUGGAGCCUUUGAAGCCCUAGUCUAUAUGUGUUCAUGCUGGAGGAACUGAAGCUGAAGCGGGGGAAGGAAGUAAUUUUUAACUCCUCCCUAAAUGCCAGUCACUGCCAGGGAGAAGUCAAUCUGGUAUAUGGCAUCUAAGAGAAAAUACAUGGAUACCUGUUACGAAACAGAGAUGCUGUCUCGCAGCUGCUGAGGCCUUUGUAGUGGCUCACAAAGAAAGGCCAAAAACGGGACUGGAGAAGAACAGAAGAAGAGGCAUUCCAGGAAGCCAACUUAGCUGCUAAACAGGCCCAGGCACUGGGUAAUAUUCGAUCCUACCCUUACAGCUAAACUAGAUGCAUGCAACUCAAGAUGGGUUUGGCUAGCAUCUAUGGCAGUGCCAAAAUUCUGUUUGAACCCCAGUUGGGUUCUGGUCUUAAGUUUGGCACAGAGCAGAGGAAAGGUACGGUAUGAUUGCAAAGCAGUUAUUGACUGCUUAUUCUGCAUUACAGGUGACAGAGCCAAUAACUCAAACAUCUCCCGUCAUAGUUAAGACCACCCUGUCUUUCUGUCACUACAGGCAUCAUGUGUCAGCCACACGGGUACGGUGUUGAAGUGGAAAAAAGCCUGCAGACCCUGGGAAAACCAUUGGGGGAGAGAGGAGAAGUGCCCUUUGAAGCAUUUGAUGCCCUGCUGGCAUCCAACACCAGCAUGGUCCUUUUCUCUCCUUUUCAGCCUUUUGCCAUCUCUCAGUGGUUGAUGAUGACAUUGGCGCUCUUUACCCAAAUGACUGGGUGAAUAUUGCUUUUGUGCCUCAGGGGAAACCCAGAGGUAAGUUGUGAGUACCCGUUUCCUUGAAGGCAGAAAAAUUAGUGCUGUAGUAGUGUAUUCAGGUACGUAAGAACCUCCAAAGUACUUUCAAGUCUCUUUGUGCCUUAAAGGCCAUACGCAGAUCAGUCGUAAGUCUUUCUUUUCAAAUUUGGCUUGGUCUCUGUACAUCAGAGAUCUCCCCAGUAAGAAAACCCAAAUGCUCUUCCAUGCUGUCUCUGAGGAUUGUUUCACGUGGCCCAGAGAGAGUAUCUGGAAAGCUGCUGAGUGCCAGCCAACUGCCUACCUGGCCCCUCUGCAACUUUGCAACUUUCGACCCAGGUCUAGGUGCCAUGUUGUCACCAGAGCCCCUUUCAGUCACUGAAGGUCCCUAAGGGAGAGAGAGAUUACAAGACGCCAUGGGAAUGUUUCUCAUCACCACUUGAUUAGAGCUAUGCCUAUAAGCAGUGUCUUGCCAAAGCCUCAGCAUAAUCUGGUCCACGAGUGUCAGGGCAAUCCCACAGGAAAGGGCCUUUAGAUCUUCCCCUUCUACGCCCUUCCCUUCUCCAGACAGUUCCGCACAUGAGUCCUUUUUGGACUGGCACGGUGCUGCUGCAGCAACUAUUUGCCAGAUGCUUCCAGCGCAGCAGGGAGAGUAGAGUGCUGUGGAGCAAUGCUGUCACUCCAGUCUAAACAAGUACCUGGCCGUGUCUGACAGAAGCUGCUCCAUGUUUGUUUGCAGGUGCAGGUGGAGUUGAAUGGGAUCCAGCUUCCCAGCUGAGCUCCAUGCCAGAAGCCCCAGCAACUCCUAUGGGCCCUGAGAGACGGAAAGAGGCACUGGGAAAAGGAAAAUAUCCGCAGAGGCUGUCCCAUAUCCUAAAGAAAAUCAUGAAGGAGAAGGCAGCACAUGUGCUGUCAGAGCCCCGGGAAGCCCAACACAACAGGAUCUAUGAUCCUUUUCUGAAGAAUCCAGGUGUGGAUGGUGAAGGACGUGCAAAAGCCGAGCAAAUUAAAGCUACACAGAAGUACUACCUGGAACUUGCUGCAGCUGUCCCGGUUUCCCUAUUGCUAGGGAUGAUUCUGUGCUGUCUACUUAUCUGGCGAUGGAGGCAGAGAAACCAGCGCCUCGCUGCAGCUGAUGAAGCCCGGGAUGAUAGCAGCAGCUCCAGUUCAGAGUCAGAUGAACAGCCUGCCCACCUCGAGGGGCCCAAAAGACAGACAUGGUGGCAACCACCUGUGUGGGGACGACCUGCCCACCUGCUGCAGGACACCACCAGAGCAGCCCCUGCCAGGCUGGACAGCAGCCAGGCUCAGCUGCCCCCACCUCGGCCCCCGCGGCCCACCGGCCUGGGCUCCACAUCCCGGGGGAUGCGCAACAGGCCCAGCAGCCCCCGGACCCACCGGGCAUCAGCACAGCCCCCCCGUCCCCCUCCACCAUCCUUCAGGGGACGGAAGGAACCUGCCCGGGGUAGAGGCUCGCAGUCAUUGGCCAGCACUGAAACAACGGCUCCCCAGCAGAUGAGCGACAGGCCCAGCAGCCCCCGGCCCCCCCGGGCAUCAACACCACCCCCCCGUCCCCCUCCACCAUCCUUCAGGGGACGGAAGGAACCUGCCCGGGGUGGAGGCUUGCGGUCAUCGGCCGGCACUGAAAUAACGGCUCCCCGGCAGAUGAGCAACAGGCCCAGCAGCCCCCGGCCACCAACGCCGCCCCCCCGACCUCUGCCUCCUCCUCCUCCACCAUCCUUCAGGGGACGGGAGCGGUCCCCUCAGGGUGUCGGCUCGGGGGCAUCGUCCAGCACCCAGACAACCGCUGCCUCAGGGAAGCCUGAGAGGCCCAGCAGCCCUCAGCCCCUCCCAGCACCACCUCUGCCUUCCCCCUCCCCUCCACCAUCCAUCAGGGGAGGGAAGCAAUCCCCGCAGAGUGCAGACUUGGGGAAAAUGUCCAACAGACGGACAACCACUGCCUGGGGGAAGCGCGACCGCUCCAGCAGCCCCCCAGCUCCCCAGGCACCGUCACCACCCUCCCAUUCCCCUCCACGAUCCUUCAGGGAACGGGAGUGGCGCCCCCAACCCCCUCCACUGCCCUCUCCAUCCCCUCCACCAUCCUUCAAGGGACAGCAGCGGCCCCACCAGCAUGACAGACCUGGCCGCCCCCAGGCUCCCCAAAUGCCCUCCCCCACCCCUCCACCAUCCAGCAGGAGGUGGGAGCAGCCCCCCCAGGGUGUUGGCUCGCGGGAACUGUCCAAGAGACCGACCACUGCUGCCUGGGGAAAGCGUGACCGGCCCAGCAGCCCACAGCCCCCCCGGGCACCAUCCUCCUACUCCCCUCCACCAUCCUUCAGGAGGUGGGAGUGGCCCCCCCAGAGUGUCAGCACAGGGGCAUCUUCAGACACCUGGAAAACCACUGCCAGGGGAAAACAGACCAGGCCCAGCAGCCCCCAGUACCGCCCAGCACCACCUCUGUCCUCUCGCUCCUCUCCACCAUCCAGCAGGAGGUGGGAGCACUCCCAGCGUGCGGGUUUGGGGACACCAUCUGACAUCCACAGAAGCACUGCUGGCAUCAACCGGAGUUUUCCAGGCUCCGCUGUACCAAUAAAUAGAAAGUAGUGCGUUUGGGGCACCACCUGAUAUCCACAGAACCACUGCUGGCAUCAACCCGAGUUUUCCAGGCUCCACUCUACCAAUAAAUAGAAAAUAGUAGCACAGUUGUUUGUGUACUGUUGUCAUGUCAUUACCUGACCCGCUGCCAGACCUUGCGUGUCACUUGGCAUUGGCAGACAGUGAUAAUACGAGUGGGAACGGCUUUAAACUUAAAGAGUGGAAAUUGAGGUAGAUGUGUAGAGGAAAUUCCUUCCCCAGAGGCAGCGAGGCCCUGGCCCAU